ACCAUGAAUGGUUCCGGCUACGAGAUAAAUACAAACGGUGACAUCCUGCUACAGAACCAGCAGAAGGGCUGGUGGACGAUCGGGCUGAUCAAUGGCCAGUACAAAUACAUGACGGCCGAAACGUUCGGCUACAAGCUGAACGCGAACGGUGCGAGCCUCAAGAAGAAGCAGCUCUGGACGCUCGAACCGUCCACCACCGGCGAUAGUAUCAUCUAUCUGAAGUCUCACCUGGGUCGUUACCUCUCGGUGGAUACGUUCGGCAAUGUGCUGUGCGAGUCGGAGGAGCGCGAUGCGGGCAGCCGCUUCCAGAUCAGCAUCACCGAUGACAACUCGGGCCGUUGGGCGCUGAAGAACGAGCAGCGUGGUUACUUCCUCGGUGGCACACCGGAAAAGCUAACCUGCACGGCGAAGGCACCGGGCAAGAGUGAGCUGUGGAGUGUCCAUCUGGCUGCCAGGCCGCAGGUUAACUUGCGCUCCGUUGGUCGGAAACGGUUUGCCCAUCUGUCCGACACGCAGGACGAAAUCCACGUGGACGCGAACAUUCCGUGGGGUGAGGAUACACUGUUCACGCUGGAGUUCCGCGCCGACGAGGACGGUCGUUACGCGCUGCACACGUGCAACAACAAAUAUCUGAACUCCAACGGUAAGCUGGAGAACAAGUGCACCGAUGACUGUCUGUUCUCGGCCGAAUACCACAGUGGACAUCUGGCGUUGCGUGACCGGCACGGUCUCUACCUGUCGCCGAUUGGCUCGAAGGCGGUGCUGAAGUCACGCUCGCAGACAGUGACACGCGACGAGCUGUUCUCGCUGGAGGACUCGCUGCCACAGGCAUCGUUCAUUGCCGCGCUGAACAGCAAGUACGUAUCGGUAAAGCAGGGCGUGGACGUGACGGCAAACCAGGACGAGAUCGGUGAGAACGAAACGUUCCAGCUCGAGUUUGACUGGUCCGCACACCGGUGGGCACUGCGCACCACGCAGGAUCGCUACUGGUGUCUGUCCACUGGCGGUGGCAUCCAGGCAACCGGUAACCGCCGUUCGGCCGACGCACUGUUCGAGCUCGAAUGGCACGGUGACGGUUCCGUGUCGUUCCGCGCGAACAACGGCAAACUGCUGGCGACCAAGCGGUCCGGCCAUCUGUUUGCUACCGCGGAAGCGAUUGAAGAGACGACCAAGUUCUACUUCUAUUUGAUCAACCGGCCGAUUCUGGUGCUGAAGUGCGAACAGGGUUUCGUGGGUUAUCGUGCCCCGGGCAGCAACAAGCUCGAAUGCAACAAAGCCAUCUACGAAACGAUCCUGGUCGAGCGCGCUCAGAAGGGUAUCGUCCAUUUCAAGGGUCAGAAUGGAAAGUACUGGCGUGUGGAUGGUGAGGGCAUCGCGGCCGACUCGGAUGUACCGUGUGACGGAUUUUUCAUCGAACUGCGCGAACCAACACGCAUCUGUCUGCGUUCGAGCGAUGGCCGCUACCUGGGCGCUACCAAGAAUGGUACGUUCAAGCUCGUCGACACCGGUUACGACACUGCCACCCAGUGGGAAUACUAA
Molecule: messenger RNA, 1539 nt
Organism: Anopheles marshallii
Lineage: Eukaryota; Metazoa; Arthropoda; Insecta; Diptera; Culicidae
Gene: singed
Product: protein singed
Exons: 5
Coding region: 4-1539 (511 amino acids)
Biological process (GO): cell migration; establishment or maintenance of cell polarity; actin filament bundle assembly
Cellular component (GO): actin cytoskeleton; cytoplasm
Molecular function (GO): protein-macromolecule adaptor activity; actin filament binding
Source: RefSeq, a predicted model, not a curated record